Molecule: messenger RNA, 4240 nt
Organism: Carassius gibelio (silver crucian carp)
Lineage: Eukaryota; Metazoa; Chordata; Actinopteri; Cypriniformes; Cyprinidae
Product: inter-alpha-trypsin inhibitor heavy chain H5-like
Exons: 14
Coding region: 122-3073 (983 amino acids)
Biological process (GO): hyaluronan metabolic process
Molecular function (GO): serine-type endopeptidase inhibitor activity
Source: RefSeq, a predicted model, not a curated record
CUUCGGAUGGGUGGGACGCAUGCAAUAACUGCCCUGUUCACACUCCGGGACCCCUGAAGUACACUCGAGCCUCUCACUCCAGAGAGCAGCCAGUGCGGGAUAUAGCCCAUCACAUCCUAAGAUGCUACUCAUAGUCCUCGUCUUGUUUUUGUGUCCGGUUUUUCGGUGCCAAACCGAGGAUACUGAAUUGUCAGAUGUUGCAUUUGAAGAAUACACGAUCUCUGACGUGGAUCCAAAUGCGGCUCCUCUCAGAGUCGCGCGGCAGGUGAAAACGCUUCUGACGAAGGAAACUAAACCUCACAUUCAGGAGUUGUCCGUCCAGACCACCAUCAUUUCCCGCUAUGCUUUCACUGCGGUGUCGUGUAGCAUGCUCAACAGACACUCGGCUGCUACUCAGGGGGUCUUUCAGUUCCACAUCCCCACCGCUGCAUUCAUCUCCAACUUUACCAUGAUUGUGGGCGGACGAGUAUUUCCAAGCCAGGUGAAGGCCAAAGAGAAGACGAAGAAGGAAGGUGGAGAAAACAAUGGCAAGAAGAACAAGAACACAUCAGAGCAGAGUGAGGGUGAGAUGGAGGUGUUUCGAAUGGAAGUCACCAUCCCUGGACGCAACCGCGCUGUGUUCCUCCUGACCUAUGAAGAGCUGCUUCAGAGACGAUUGGGACAUUAUGAGCACGUGACUAGUGUGCGGCCAAUGCAAUUGGUCAGCAGACUCAGCGUGGGAGUUACUAUAGUCGAGCACUCUCGCAUUACGUACCUUGAAGUCUUACCCCUACGAAAUGGCAAAACUCAAUCUUCCAAUGGCAAUGGGAAAGCAGAUGGUAAAGUAGGACCACCAGUUCCCACAGUAGUCAAGCAAAAUGAAACCUUCUGCAAGAUCCACUUCACUCCCAACAUUGUCCAGCAGGCCAGGAUUGCGACCAACGGCAUGCUGGGAGAAUUUGUGGUGCGCUAUGAUGUAGAGAGAGAAAUUGGCAUUGGCGAUAUACAGGUGCUAGAUGGACAUUUUGUACACUAUUUUGCCCCCAAAGACCUGCCUGUCGUGUCAAAGAAUGUUGUAUUUGUGAUUGAUACCAGCGCUUCCAUGGUUGGAACCAAAAUCAGACAGACCAAAGAAGCUCUGUUCACAAUCCUACGCGAGCUGCGGCCCAAUGAUCACUUCAAUUUUGUCACUUUUUCCAAUCGCAUCCGUGUGUGGCAGGCGGGCAAACUCGUGCCAGUCACUCCCAACAAUAUACGUGAUGCCAAGAAGUUCAUCUACAUGAUCUCACCCACUGGAGGCACUGACAUCAAUGGUGGCAUUCAGACAGGCUCGGCCUUACUCCGUGACUACCUCUCCAGCAAAGAAGAGUCCCAUCACAACAGCGUGUCACUCAUAAUCUUCCUGACCGAUGGGCGGCCCACCGUUGGUGUGGUUCAGAGCCCGGUCAUCAUUGGCAACACCAAAGCAGCAGUGCAGGAGAAGUUCUGCCUCUUCACCAUUGGGAUGGGUGAUGACGUGGACUACAGGCUCUUGGAGAGGAUGUCCCUGGAGAACUGUGGAACCAUGAGGAGAAUCCCAGAGGAUGCAGAUGCCAGUGUCAUGCUCAAAGGGUUCUACGAUGAGAUCGGCACUCCGCUGUUAUCUGACAUCCGGGUGCAAUACUCUGAGGAUGCUGUGGAAUACAUCACCCAGAACCUUUUCACAAACUACUUCAAUGGCUCCGAGCUCGUUGUAGCCGGAAAACUGACCAAUCGCAGCUCAGAUCUGCUGCACGUUCAGGUUACCGCCAGCAACAGCGAGCGAAGUAUCGUGCUGGAGAAAGACGUGUCAAUACACGAGCGAGAGCAGGAAACUGACCGGCGGCUAGCGGAAGCAGAGGCCGGUCCAAACGCGAGGGAUUACGUGGAACGACUGUGGGGAUACCUGAGCGUUAAAGACGGGCUAAAAGGAAGACUGCGCAGUCAGACGAGCGCAGAGCGGGAAAAUUACAUGCAACAAGCUACAAAUCUUUCGUUAACGUAUAAUUUCCUUACGCCACUCACCCAAAUGGUAGUGGAGAAGCCACAAGUGCUGGUCGAUGGAACUUUAGCACAGACACAGAAAGAGGCAGAGGCCACCGAGGCUCCGCCCCCUGCUGAGUCAUCCAAUCAGCUGUUGGAAGACAACAACAGUUUAACGCCCCAGAGCCUGCACAGAAAUCAACCGCCCAAGCCGAUUUCUGCAGUCUCCAAGGCAACAAGUGGCGUCAGUAAACCUGCCAAAAAACCUGUGAUCUUAUCCAAAACAUCCGCUGAUGGCGACCCUCAUUUUGUGGUGGAGGUUCCUCACAGUAAACUGACAGUGUGUUUCAACAUUAAUGGAGAACCAGGACACAUUCUCAGACUGGUGACUGACCAUAAAAACUCAGGCGUGACUGUGAACGGAGCACUGAUUGGAGCUCCUGCUCCAGCCGGCAGUCAUAAAGAACAGAGGACAUAUUUCAGCACCAUAACUAUAGUAGCCAAUAAACCACACCGUUCUUACAUUGAAGUGACCCCACAAAAGGUCAUACUGGACGACCGGGACCGGAUGAUCCUUCCAUCCAGCGCCAGCAUUUCUGUCGAAACCGCAAACCUGGCUGUGGUCAUUAUUGCUAACACAAACGUAACAGUGACCAUCCAAGGAACUAUCCAGUUUGUCAUCUUAUUCCACCAUUACAAAAACCCAGCACCCUAUCAGCGGGACCACCUGGGGUUUUACAUCGCUAACAGCAAUGGAUUGAGCAAGGAUACGCAUGGGUUGCUAGGCCAGUUCCUGUAUGAAGACAUUGGAUUGACGCAGCUUCCUGGAAAUGUCAGCAUGGCCGGAGAAAACAGCACACAGGAAACACUAGGGAAAAAUAUCACUCUAACAAGUUACCCUGCCCUAAAGGUGAAGGAUCGCACGGUCACUGUCAUUAAGAAGAGCAGGCAAAUCUACUCUGGAAAACAGACUGUAGACUGCUGGUUUGCCAAAAACAAUGCGGCUAAACUGAUUGAUGGACAAUACAGUGAUUACGUGGUGUCCCAUCUGUUUGACACAGGAGACUGGGCUAAUGGAACCAACACACACUGAGACUAACACACACACACAUAUACUUCUACUGGACUGAUGGGUCGUGACCCAGAUAUAUUCACACAAACAACAUGAGCAGCGUUUUAAGUACAUGAUCUAUAUUCAGAAAUGUGUGAACAGGUUUAUUGUAGUAAUCUAAAAGAAAAUAUAUUGUAUAUGUUUAGUUAAUAUAAUAAGACUGUUUGGUAACACUUUAUUUUAAGGUGUCAUUGUUGCAAGUUACUUACUAUUAUAAUAACAAUAUUUUAUGCAUAAUUGCAUGCAAGUUAAUCCUAAUCAUAUAGUAGGCACAUGUAGUUAAUUAAUAUUACUCAGUACUCAAAUGCAUUAUUACACUGUAACAAUGACACCUUAAAAUAAAGUGUAUUAAGUGUAUUUUUAAAAAAGUGUGUGUUUUUUUUUUUAUUGUACUAAUGGAUAAGGCUGUUUUCUUUUUGGUAAAUAACAAAAAAGUAAAGGAUAAAGUAGUAUACAAUAGAUAGAUAGAUAGAUAGAUAGAUAGAUAGAUAGAUAGAUAGAUAGAUAGAUAGAUAGAUAGAUAGAUAGAUAGAUAAUCAAUAAAGAUCUCUAUAAUUAUUUUGAAAUAUUAUUUUAUUUUUAUUUAAAAAAACACAAAAUCAAACUUUUGAUUCAGCUUCAGUUCAAGAAAUAAAUUAAAAUAAAAAAAUGAAAUUAUUGUUAGGGAUGUAUGACAUAUUGGUACAAUAUCUGUUAUUGGUCAUUAUUAGCUUUUUAUAUAUGUAUAUAUAUUUGUAUGUAUACAUAUACAUAUAUAGAUAGAUAGAUAUGCCAUUUAUUGGUUAUGCAUAAUGUAGAAAUAAUCAUCUUAUCAGUUAUCUUAAUGACAUGCAUUCCUCUGAUUUACUAAUCUUUCAGAUGUUUAUUAAAGGUAAAUAAUUUCAACACGUUACUAAUGUUUUUUUUUUGUUUGUUUUUUUUGUUUGUUUUUUUUUUAUUGUAUGUAUUUUUCAAAUGCUAAAUUGCUUGAAAUAUGGUGUCUAAAUAGAUAAAUAAGUAGAGAAAUACUUACAGAACCUACCUUCGUAGAAAGUUGGUCAUUAUUGUGGCAAAUUGAAAGGGUCACUAUUAGCAAAGUGAAUGAAUGCUAAUGUUAAACAAACCUCAACAGCACAAAUAAAUACUGUCACAGUACCCUUUCAAAAGAUA